AUGGACCACCAACACAGCCUCAUGCCUCCUGCAGCAAUCCCAAGCACCACUUUUAAGAUUGGGCUGUGUCAGUUAUCGGUGACGGCGGAUAAAGAGAGGAAUAUUGCGCACGCUCGCAAAGCAAUUGAAGAGGCUGCUGCAAAAGGUGCCAAGCUUGUUAUGUUGCCUGAAAUAUGGAAUAGCCCGUAUUCGAAUGAUAGUUUCCCAGUUUAUGCUGAGGACAUAGAUGUAGGUGGUGAGGCGUCGCCUUCGACAGCCAUGCUCUCUGAAGUUGCUCGUCUUCUGAAGAUCACAAUUGUUGGUGGCUCUAUACCAGAACGUUCUGGGGAUCGACUGUAUAAUACAUGUUGUGUCUUUGAUAGUGAUGGAAAGUUGAAAGCCAAGCACCGGAAGAUACACCUUUUUGAUAUUGACAUUCCUGGGAAGAUCACUUUUAUAGAAUCAAAGACUCUAACGGCAGGGGAGAAUCCGACUAUUGUUGACACAGAUAACCAUUGGUGGGUCCUUGCAGAAGUUGGUCGUAUUGGUAUAGGAAUCUGCUAUGAUAUUCGUUUUCAGGAAUUGGCAAUGAUAUAUGCAGCAAGAGGUUUGUUUCUUCCUUCACUUGACCAGGCUGCGGAUAAUCAGCUAUAUGUGGCAACUUGUUCACCUGCUCGUGAUGUUGCAGCUGGUUAUGUGGCCUGGGGCCAUUCCACUCUUGUAGGACCUUUUGGAGAAGUUCUGGCAACAACUGAACAUGAGCAGGAUAUAAUUAUAGCAGAGAUUGACUAUUCACUACUUGAAUUGAGAAGGACAAACCUCCCCUUAACGAAGCAAAGAAGAGGUGAUCUUUACCAGCUGGUGGAUGUUCAGAGAAUGAAAAGUGAGUCUUAA
Molecule: messenger RNA, 873 nt
Organism: Dovyalis caffra
Lineage: Eukaryota; Viridiplantae; Streptophyta; Magnoliopsida; Malpighiales; Salicaceae
Source: the annotation of a GenBank genome assembly